Messenger RNA from Pseudovirgaria hyperparasitica, 645 nucleotides. RefSeq names its product 60S ribosomal protein L13. The record is from RefSeq and is a predicted model, not a curated record. NCBI's taxonomy places the organism in Eukaryota, Fungi, Ascomycota, Dothideomycetes, Acrospermales, Acrospermaceae. Gene Ontology annotation, molecular function: RNA binding; structural constituent of ribosome. The transcript is spliced from 5 exons. Gene Ontology annotation, cellular component: ribosome; cytosolic large ribosomal subunit. Gene Ontology annotation, biological process: translation. The coding region runs from base 1 to 645 and encodes 214 amino acids.
AUGGCGAUUAAGCACAACCAGCAGAUCCCGCACAACCAUUUCCGAAAGGAUUGGCAGCGUUAUGUGCGCGUGCAUUUCGACCAGCCCGCUGGCAAGCACCGACGCAGACAAGCUCGUCAGGCAAAGGCUGCUCAGCUCGCCCCUCGCCCAGUCGAUAAGCUCCGUCCUGUAGUUCGCUGCCCUACCAUCAAGUACAACCGCCGCGUUCGCGCCGGUCGUGGUUUCUCGCUCGCUGAGCUGAAGGCCGCUGGUAUUCCCCGCAAGCUUGCGCCUACGAUUGGUAUCUCCGUCGACCCACGCCGCCAGAACCUCUCUGAGGAGAGCCUCAAGGCCAACGUGGAGCGCCUCCAGGAAUACAAGAAGCGUCUCAUUCUGUUCCCCCGCCGCAACGGCAAGACCAAGUCUGGCGACGCCUCUGCUGAGGACGUGAAGGCCGUCAAGCAGGGCGAGACUAUCACUCACUCCAAGUCCAUCCUCCCUAUCGUUCAAGACAAGGGUAUCUCAGAGGGCAAGGUUUCCGACUACAAGUCUACCGAGAAUGCUUACAAGACUCUGCGCGCCGCCCGUAGCGAUGCUCGCCUGGUGGGCGUGAGAGAAAAGAGGGCGAAGGCCAAGGAGGAUGAGGCUGCUGCUGCCAAGAAAUAG